This is a messenger RNA of Caenorhabditis angaria, 14695 nucleotides long. Lineage: Eukaryota; Metazoa; Nematoda; Chromadorea; Rhabditida; Rhabditidae. The record is from the annotation of a GenBank genome assembly.
AUGAAGUUUGUUGCCGCGUUGGUGCUCUGCCUGAUGGCAGUGCAUGCGGCACGUCAUCAUCGGAAGUCGAGACAGACGUGUAAGUUAUUCGAAAAAUCAAUCAAAAAGUGUUCGGUUUCAGGCGGGGUGUGAAUAGGGCACUUAGAUCUCGGAACUUAUCCGACCCUUUUCACAUCUCUGAAUUUUUAGAAUAAAAUAAACCUUUAAAACAUCCAUCAAAUAUUUUUUAGAUCAAGAUGUAGAUGAUUAUGACUAUGAUGCUAAUUCACAAAAAGCUCAAGAACAUCAAGACCCAGUGACUAUCCAAAUCACCGUGUUCCCAACAGAAAAAGAAGUUCGAGAAGGUCGCGAUGUUUCAUUCGAAUGUCGUGCCCGAACAUCUGACAACUCAGCUUAUCCAUCAACAAGUUGGACAAGAGAAGGUGGACCACUUCCAAGAUCUGCUCACGAUUCGGGAAGUCAAUUGACAAUCAACCCGGUUGCUUUGAGCGAUGCUGGAACCUAUAUCUGUAUUGCUACACACAAUGGACAAACUGUUGAAGCUAAAGCUGUUUUGACUGUUGUCACAUGUAAGUUUAUACAUAGAGUUGAAAGGGGUAAGACUAGCCUUGUGAUAUUCAGAAUUCCAGUCGGGCGUUCCGAAAGACUUUAUUGCACUAACCUAAAAAUAACACCUCUGAUAAAACAUUAAAAAAGUGCAAGCCAUUUUUUUAAUGUGCUCGUUUAUUUUAUUUCCAAAUCAACAAUUUCUUAUCAUCAUCGGAACCAAAAUUAUUUUCCAAAUUCCGAAACACAACAGCAAUAUCAUAUCUUAUCAAAUAUUUUUCAGACGGUCCACAAACCAACGGCCUUCGCCCACAGGGACAAUGUGAACGCGGUGAAAGAACUUGCGCUAAUGGUAUCGGUUGUUAUAAGGUCAGAUUAUCUGAAAAAAAACAAAUAGAAGUUCAAUCAUCAGAUUCUUUGAUUUUUUUAGGAUGAAUUUGUUUGUGAUGGUGAACGUGAUUGUGAAGAUGGAACUGAUGAACAAAAUUGCGGGGGUUCCUCAUCAGCUGCGAAGAUUUGCGAGCCGAACGAAUUCAAAUGUAACAACAAUCGAUGCGUUCAAAAAAUGUGGUUGUGUGAUGGAGAUGAUGAUUGUGGAGAUCAAUCUGAUGAACAAAAUUGCCGUAAGUUGUAUUUUUAUUGAAGUGAAAACUAACCAUACACGUUAUUUCGAGAGAAUUCUAAAUAAUUAGUUAGUUAGUUCUAGAAGUGGAAAAAUUGCCCGUGAUUCCCAUGUAGAUAUAUGAGUUCGGAAAUUCAGCGGGUGUUUUGCUAUUUUAAUUUACUCACUCUGAAAACCUAGAAAUAACGUGUCAAUCCUAUUGUUCAAAACUAAUAAUUAUUUAAAGGUGCUAUAUUUGGAAGAAAAUUCGGUAAGUGAAAUGCAUUGAAAAAAUUGUGACGUCGGUUUUCCUAUUGUUUGAGAUUUUUGAAAAUCGCAUGAGAAUUUCAAAAUUAUUUUAUUUUAAAAAUGAUUUGCGCAAGCAUGUUAUUCAGCUUUUUGGUUUUUUCCCUUUGUUUUUUUCAUUUUCUUAAAUAAUCGAAUUUUUAGAUGCCAAAUCAUCUGCUGAUGGUUGCAAACCAACUGAAUUCCAAUGUCAAGAUCGUCGUAAAUGUGUUCCAUCAUCUUUCCAUUGUGAUGGUACAAACGAUUGUGAUGAUGGUUCAGAUGAAAUUGGAUGUGUUCAACCAACAGUUGUUGAGCCACCACGAACAAAUAUUGAAGUUCCACGUGAUACUACUUUCACACUCAAUUGUAAAGCUGUUGGUGUUCCCGAACCAUAUAUUAAUUGGCGUCUUAAUUGGGGACCAGUUUGUGAGCCACCAAGAUGUCUUCAAACUUCCGAAGGAGGUUACGGUACUCUUACAAUUCAUAAUGCUCAGUGAGUUUCUAUUUUUUGACAUUAGAGAUAGGUUCUAGAUAGUAGAAGAGGGGAUCAAUUGCAAACCGGUUUUCACACUUUUUCAUUUUAAUUAAACGACCGAAGAUGUGGCUUAUCAUAUUGGCAAAUGGGCAAUUAGGAAGAGAAAGAAAUUAUCAGACCAGUCAUUUAUCAUAAAUAUGUAUAUCUGUGGGAAAUUAUUGCAUUUUUAUUAAUAAUUUUUGAUUGUGGGGAAGAGGGGGAAAGUGAGAAAGGGAUUGAUUACAUUAUUCGGAAAGUUGGUAGUAAAUAUGAAUUCUUUUGCAGACCUGUUGAUCAAGGAGCUUAUACUUGUGAAGCAAUCAAUGUGAAAGGACGUGUUCUCGCUACUCCAGAUUGUAUUGUUCGAGUUGUUGAGCAACCAUUCCCAACUCGUCCACCACCAACUCCACCAGCACAAAUCGCGAAAUGCGAUACAACUGGAUCUGUCUCGCCAUAUCCAAAUCAUUAUGGUCAAUGCGAAUGCAAACCACAAGUUACUGGACCAAAUUGUGAUCAAUGUAAACCAGGAAGCUUCCAUUUGUCACCAAAGAGCCCAGAAGGAUGUUUGAAAUGUUUCUGCUUUGGAAUUACUAAUCAAUGCAGAAGCAGUGGAUACUACAGAACAAAGGUUAGUUGUCAAAAGUUACUUUUUAUGUCUGUACAUAGUUUAAAAUGUGUUUAAAUGUUGUGCAAUCAAAUAUAUGUAUUUUUCAGGAUGCUGCUUGUGUAAGUGUUGUCUCGUCCAAGAUGUGUGAACUCUUUUUGUUAAUCUCUAACUUGUCUUGUUUUUUCUAACCACUGAAUGUUUUCCCUUCAUCCCUCUCGAUGUUUUAAUUAUUCUCAACAAAUUAUAUUUUUUCAGGAUCGUUUGAUGUUCGCUGGAGAUUCUGAAGGUGUUACCAUCUCUGACGUUGAAGAACGAACAAUUGAAAGACAACCAACCUACUCAUAUUCCAAGACUGGAUAUUUGACAUUUGAAGGAACCACUGAUGGACUUACCAAAUACUGGAGACUUCCACAAAGAUUCUUGGGAGAUAAAGUCACAUCAUACGGUGGAAAGAUGGAAUUCGAAAUCGAAUUCAGUGGAUCUGGAUCUCAUAAUGGUGAACCAAUGGUUGUUCUCAAGGGAAAUCAAAAUAUUCUUGUUCAUCGUGUUCGUAACCAAGAACAAGUUUUGAGAUCUGAUAGUCCAGUAAGAAUUACUGUUGAAACCUAUGAAACCAACUACGAACAAUUGAACGGAGCUCCAGCUACACGCGAAGAUCUUCUUAUGGUUUUGGCUGAUUUGGAUUCAUUCUUGAUUCGUGCUACUCACGUCGAUCAACAAACAUCAACCAGUUUAGGAGAUGUCAGCUGGGAAAUUGCUGUAGACAGACAAACUCAAGAUGGACUCGCUUUGGAAGUUGAACAAUGCUCCUGCCCACCAGGAUACAUUGGAACAUCUUGCGAAGAUUGUGCACCAGGAUAUGAAAGAAGUGGACAUGGACCAUAUUUGGGAACAUGUGUUCCACAACAAAGACAACAACAAUGUGGAACUGGAGCUGUUCAACCAACAACAACUGGACAGUGCCAAUGUAAAGCAGCCGUAACUGGACCAAACUGUGAUCGUUGUGCAGCAAACGCUUUCGGCCUUUCCCCAUCUAAUCCACAAGGAUGUAUUCCAUGCUUCUGUUCUGGAGUCACUCAACAAUGUUCAGCUAGUAACUGGCGUAGAACUGUUGUUUCUAUCGAUUAUUCAAGAGGAGAUCGCGAUCAAUUGGAAUUAACCUCUGCUGACACCAAACAACCAUUCUCACCACAAUCACAUGCCGAAGUCACUGGACAACAAAUCGAAUUCAGAAGCUUCAAUGAAGCUCGAGGACAAACUUUAUAUUGGAAGUUAUCGGAGAAGUUCUUGGGCAACAAGGUUACCGCUUAUGGUGGAUCAUUGAAAUAUACUUUCAAAUUCUCUGGAAACGGAAAUCCAGAUAAUGGGGCUGAUGUUAUCUUGAAGGGUAAUGAUAUCGCUUUGCAAUUCAAGAGUCGUCAACCAAUUCAUGCUGAUAGAGAAAAUACUAUCGAAAUUCAACUCUUUGAAAAUCAGUGAGUUCCAUUUUUUUUCCCAACCAAAACAAAUGAUAUGUUUUUAGCUGGCAACGUGUUGAUGGUCAACAAGCCACUCGUGAACAUCUUCUUAUGGCUCUCGCUGAUCUUGACACUCUUCUCAUCAAGGCUUCAUACAAUGAUGAUUCUACUGAUUCUUCUCUUAUCUCGGUCAACUUUGAAUUCGCGGAACCACAUGGUCGUGGAAUCACUGCUGCCGAAGUUGAACAAUGUAUGUGUCCACCAGGAUAUGUUGGAACAUCUUGCGAAGAUUGUGCUCCAGGAUAUUCUCGUACCGGUGGUGGUCUUUAUUUGGGACUUUGUGAGAAGUGCGAAUGUAAUGGACAUGCUAGUCAAUGCGACAAAGAAUACGGAUAUUGUCUCGAUUGUCAACAUAACACCGAAGGAGAUCAAUGUGAACGUUGUAAACCAGGAUUUGUUGGAGAUGCUAGACGUGGAACACCACAAGAUUGUCAACCGGCUGCCACACGUGCUCCAUGUCAUUGCAACAAUCAUUCACCAAGAGGUUGUGAUAGUUUUGGAAGAUGUUUGUUGUGCGAACACAGCACCGAAGGAACUCAAUGUGAACGUUGUAAGAAGGGAUAUUAUGGUGAUGCUACUAAAGGAACACCAUAUGAUUGCACACCGUGUCCAUGUCCAGGUGCUUCUGAUUGUUAUUUGGAUUCUGAAGGUCAAGUCGCUUGCCGUAUUUGCCCAGCAGGACUUCAAGGAAAACUUUGUAAUGAGUAAGUUGCCCGAAGUUUCGUUCAUCAGAUCAGAAAAAUUUAAUAUUGUUUCUUUUUUUGCAGAUGUGCCCCAGGAUACACUCGCUCGAACAAACCAGCUGGACGUGUUUGCGAACCAAUUGGUCAAGUCAAUCCAGGAGAUAUUACUUUUGUUCCAAGACCAAAUGAAGGUGAUUCGCGUAACAAUCAUAGUAAUAAUAAUAACAGUGGUAAUGUUCCUUCGUCGUCCUCAAUUCCACGUCGACAACGUCGUAGACGUAUUCAUGUCCGUUCACGUUUCUAUCACCAAUAAUGUGUUGUUCACUACUACUACUACAACAAUUUGUUUUUUUUUCAAUAUUUUUAUUAUUAUUUCCUGUUUCAAUUCAAAUCAUGAUCAUUUUUGUCGUCUUCGUCACCUUGUUGUACUUAUAUGUUUUUCUCGUCUCCUAUCAUAUCACCACAGCAGUUUUUUGUGCUCAUAGGAAACUAUUUUAUGUUCUUUCACGUUCUAAUAUAUUCAAUCAAAAAGAAAUUGAUAAAUGUGUCGUUUCAAUGUUAUUUGUUGGUCCAGUCCAGUUUUUUCUCAUUUUUUUUUCAAUAUUCACAUUCACUAACAAGUUUAGCUUUGCGUGUGCGAAUUCUCGAACCGAAACAUCAAAUCGCCGAUGUUGGAGAAUCGAUUCAUUGGGUUUGCCAAGUUGUAUCUGGAUUUUCGGUAAUUAACUUUGUUUCAUUUUUUUCUAGCACUAACAUUUUUAACACUCGCGUGCUUUUCUUUCAGAGUGAACAUAUUAAUGUUGAAUGGUCAAAAGUUGGAGAAAUGUCUUUGCCGCCAAAUGCUAGAUCGUAUGAUGGAUAUCUUGUUCUAGAAGGAAUUGAGAAAUCAAACUAUGGGCAUUAUCGAUGUAUUGCAACAACAAUUACACAGUAUGCCACGGAUGAUGCGUGGUUGACUGUUCAACCAAGACAGAGUUUGUUUCUUUUUUCUCUAAGUUUCUCUAACAACAAAAACUUUUUUGGUUUCAUACCUGUUUGAUAUUCUUGAGUUUUUCCCAGUCAAAACGGAGUGAACAUUCCAUCUUUCCCUUUGCAUGGUUUUUGAUUUUCCUUUUGCAGUUGGUCGUCCUCCACAACCUGUGAUUGAACCACCUCAUCUUGUUGUUGAUGAAGGUGAUGCUGCCCAAUUCAGAUGUUAUGUUCCAGGAAUUCCAGAUUGUCAAAUUACUUGGCAUCGUGUAUGUUUUUUGUAUUGCAACCCUUGUUUACAAUUUUUCCUUUGUGUUUGUAGGAGAUUCUCGGUGGAAUCUUACCGCAUGGUGUGUAUCAGACUGGAAAUGCUCUCAAAAUUCCACAAGCACAAAUUCAUCACGCUGGAAAAUACAUUUGCUCAGCUACCAACAUUUAUGGAACUGGACAAAGUACACCAGCUGUUCUCGAAGUCAAAAGACGUGAGUUCUUCGUUGUUUUUUCAUGAUUGUAUGUAUGGUUUGGAGUGUUUUUCUAUAAUUUUUCCAUAUAUGUUUUUUCUUUCGAUCGUCAAACUUGAAAAUAAUUUCAGAGAAAACUUCAGAAAGUGAAAUUUCAAAUGAAAGUUUUUUAGGAGCUAUUGCGCCAAAAGUUGAUCCACCACGUCAAGUUGUUGAUCGCGAUCAACCAGCUCGAUUCAAAUGUUGGGUACCAGGAAACUCAAAUGUCCAGCUUAAAUGGACACGUGCUGAUGGUUCCCCACUUCCACAAGGAGCUCAAGAACAACAAGGAAUCUUGCACAUCAGUCGAACUACUGAACGAGAAAUCGGACAAUACAAAUGCACUGCCACAGAUCCAAAUGAUAACAUUCCAAGAGAAUCCGAACCAGUUGAUUUGUCAAUCAGAGAUCCAGGACCACCAGCUGCCCCACAAGUUGAUCCACCAGUUCAAACUGUUAAUGUCAAUGAUCCUGCUCAAUUCCGUUGUUGGGUUGCUGGACAACCAAGAGCACAAUUGAAAUGGGCUAGAAAAGAUGGAAGACGUGAGUUUUGCGAAGAAGAGUUGAGAAAAAUCAAAAAGUAUUAUUUUUAGCACUUCCACAGGGAAUUAUGGAGCGUGAUGGUUAUUUGAGAAUCGAUAGAUCACAAUUGAAUGAUGCUGGAGAUUAUGAAUGUAGUUACUCUCCUCCAAAUGGCGGACAACCAAUUCCAGCUCCACCAGCUAGAUUGAACGUCAAUCAACGUGAGUUUCAUUUUUUGAAAAAUUUUAUUUUUAUUCACAUACUUUUCCUUCACAUAGUUUAAACCACUUUUGUGUGAUAUUAUGAUUUCACAUUUUUAACCCGUUUUCCCGUCACAGCACGAUCCAUUCAACCUCUUGUUGAUCCACCCACUCAAACUGUCAAUGAAAAUGAGCCAUCUCGAAUUCGUUGUUGGGUUGAUGGACAUCCAAACAUUCAACUUCAAUGGGUUAAACGAGGACGUCGUCCAUUGCCAGGACAUGCUCGUGUUUCACAAGGUCAUCUCGAAAUUUCGAGAACUCAAAAGAGCGAUGAGGAUGAUUAUAUUUGUAUUGCAACUGACCCAACAUCUAACAGACCGGUUGAAUCAACACCAGCUAGAAUUAAUGUUAGAUCUCGUAAGUUUGGUGUGAAUAACUAUAUAUAAACCACAUCACAACACUUUCCACUUUUUCUUCUUUCUCUAUCCCUUUGUUUUUCUUUCCAGCACUUCGACCAAUUAUCGAGCCAAAUGAGCAAACUGUUCCACAAGGCAAUCCAUUCAGAAUUCGCUGUUAUGUCCCAGGACAUCCAAACAUUCCAUUGACUUUCCGUAAAACAGCUGGAAAUCUCAAUGACGACAAUGAUCAAGAAGAUGGAGUCUUCACAGUUGCUCGCGCUGAACUCACCGACGAAGGAGAUUAUAUUUGUACUGCUCGUGAUCCAUCAACUGGUCAACCAGUUGAUUCAACUCCUGCUACAGUUCACGUCACACCACCUUCCCCAGGAAACUUGGAAACACGUAUGUUGAAUAUUCAGUUUUUUCUCUAUUUUUUGUUUUAUCACUUUUCUUUCACCAAACGUUUGUAGUGCAGUGUUUGUAACCUAAUGUGAAUUCAGGUCCUUUGGUCCCUACAAUCAGACCAAGUGAACAAAUUGUGAAAGAAGGCGAACCUGCCCGAAUUGAAUGUGAAGUUCAAGGAAAUCCUCAUGCUGGAGCAUACCUUUCUUUCGAAAGAAUUGAUGGUCGAUCACUUCCAUUUGGGUCUAGCGAUUCAUCUGGUGUUCUUACUAUUCCAUCUGCUACUCUAUCCGAUGCUGGAAACUACAUCUGCAUCUACCGACCAGAAAACAACAAACCCUCAAAAACUUCACCAAGUGUUUUGAAAGUAACUCGUGGUGUGUUUUGAUUGUCCUUUCUUUAACCACUUUCCUAUCCAACGUUUUUUUCCCAUCACUGUCACCUUUUCAGCUGGCACCCCACCAAAUCCUGUUGCCACACCACCUUUGCUCCGAGUUGCACCAGGCGCACCAGCACAAUUCCACUGUGAACCAAAUUCGGACACACCAGCCCGAAUCAAAUGGUUCCACUCCGCAAACAAAAACCCACUUCCUGAGGGAGUUGUUCAAAACGGAGAAGAUAUUUUUGUCUCCGAAGCUGGCGAUGAUAAUAUCGGAGAGUACAUUUGUACUGCUGAAAAUGAGUUUGGAAGUGGAGAAUCACAACCAGUUAGACUGGAAGUAACCGAUGGUUUGUUUAUCACCGUUUUUGUUAUCAUUUUUCCAAUUUCUCUAUCCUUAAGUUCAAAAAUCAAAAUCAGCACAAAAAUAUUUGAAAAUAGUAACACUCUAGUUAAUUUUCAGUUCAAGAGCCACCAACAGCCGAAGUUGUCCCAAGAGUUUGGAAUGGGAAUCCGGGAGAGCGACAUCAAUUCAGAUGUAUCGUUACUGGAUCACCAACUCCAAAGAUCACUUGGACCGGACCCAACGGAACACCUCUAUCACAUGACGUUAGUGCGCUUGAGCCCAAUAUUCUCGACUUCUCCAACGGUAGAUCAGAACUCAACGGAAACUACACUUGCACGGCUUCGAAUCCUAUUGGAGAAGCAUCCGAUGUUGGUGUCGUCAAUAUCGGCCCAUCUCUCACAAUCAAAACCAAUCCACCAGGUCCAAAACUCAUUGUCACCGUUGGUGAGCCAGUGAAUAUUCGAUGCGAAGCAUUCGGAGCACCAGGAGAGAAAGAGCCAGAAGUUGAAUGGUUGCAUGAUCCAGGACCGGAAAGAGGAGAUUUGCCAGAUGAUUUCAAACCGGUUACUAUUUCUGAACAAUUCAUCAGACAUCCAUCGAUUGGAUUAGGUAAUGCUGGAUUAUACACUUGUAAGGGAACCAGUGAACACGCAACUGCCACAAAGAAUAUCAUUAUUGAAGGUAGAGAAAUAUUAAUUUUUUUUUCAAUUUUUCAUAUUUGAUUUUUUCAGUCGUCGAACCAUCCAAGAUCGCAACUGUCACUAUUCUCGGUGGAUCUAAGCAGAAGUUUGUUGCUGGUCGUGACGCUGAAUUGGUUUGUACCUCAACUGGAAACUCUUUGAUCGAUCGUUUGGAAUGGUCUCGUCCAGAUGCAGAAAUUUCAAGUGAUGUUGAAGAUCAUAACGAAAAUGGAAUUUUACACUUCGCAACCUUCAAAAACGGUUAUGCUGGAGAAUAUGUUUGUAACGGAUACCGUAAUGAUGUAUUGAUCGCAUCUGCUACUGUAGAAGUUCUUACUGAAGGACAAAGUGUUGACGAACCAAUUGUAAGCAAUGAAAAACCAAAUGUUCGAAUUGUUAACCAAGGAGAAAAUAUUGUUCUCAAAUGCUCAUCAGAAGGUUAGUUUUAUGAUUGGAAAUGAUUGAAUGUUUGUCUAAUACAUAUUGUGUAAUGUAAAUCUAAUGAUUGUGCAACUAACAGGUCCGAAUGAUAACAAAAAACGUGUACUUUGGUGGUAUACACCUGACAAUCUAACACAAUUCAAAAACGUCGCUAAUACUAACCAUUUACACUUGAAAAGCGUUGAUGCCUGUGAUCGGGGUUUUUAUUUCUGCACAUUGGAGGAAACAAAUUACGAAUUCGGAAAAUCGCCAAAUAUUGUGAUUGUGCAACCACGUGGCAUGAUAGGUAACUUGUGUCCCUUUAAAUAAUAUUAUUGUCCAUCGUCAGUACUAACUUGGAUCGUAUCUGUUAUCGAAGAACUAAUAAUAUGGAUGGUGAGACUAACUAUUCUGAAUAGAUCCACAGAAACUUAUAUAAAUUUUUUUCAGAUUUCGAGAAUGGAGAAAACUACAAGUGGGCUUUGUUGCGUGAUGGAAGUCUUGUCCGUCAACUUGGCAGUGAGCCAACACUUGAAAUCAACAAAGCAAACCCAUCAAACGAUUAUGGUGUUUACCGAUGCAACGUUGAAGAUAAUAAUGGACAUGUCGAAGGAAGUGCUUUCACAGCUGUUGCUGUUGGAUACGAACAAUCUAGUACUGACUUUGGGACCCAUUGGGAAAAAAAUCAAAAUGAAAACAUGUAGCUUCAUUAACAAAAUUAUUUUCAGAUUCUGUUGACUUCAAAUUUGAAGAAAAAUCCGAUGCCGUUUUGACUUGCCCAGUCUUCCAAGUUCCUGGAUCAAAGGUCGAAUGGACCUGGUCAUUGGGUGAUUUGCCAUCAAAUGCACAUCCAAAUGGAAAUAAGAUUGAGUAAGAACUUUAUUAUUCAAUAUUUAUCAAAGUUUGGUUGUUUUUUUCAGAAUCAAGGACUUUGAUGAUAGCGUUGCUGGAAUUUAUAUUUGCAAAGUUUCAAUUGACGGAAAUGAUAUCAAUGGAUAUGUUAACGCUCAAAUUCUUGUGCCAGACACAAUUAUCCAAGUUCUCCUUGAAGUCUCAUCUGAAUCUCCACAAAUCGGUGAUCGUGCCUGGUUUGAUUGCAAAGUCACAGGAGAUCCAUCAGCUGUUAUCACAUGGAACAGAGAAUCAAGCAAUGAAGAACUUCCAGCUAAUGCUCAGGUUAGUUAUUAAAUUUAAGAUAGAAGUUCGAAAAAUUUUCAGGAGAUUCCUAUUCUUAGAUUUGAUAAAAUUUGUAAUACGACAGUAAGUAGUGAUAGUGUUGUGUUUUGAUAUUUUCGUUGUUUAGUUCUCCUCCACCAAUAUUCCCUUUUAUGAUUUUUUUUUCGGUUAGCUUAGGCUGUUCACAUCAACCUUGUUAUGUUGAUAAUAUUCAUUUCAAUAAGCUCGAGCCAAAGAGUGCUUCUUUUUUCGAGAAAAACUAUUGAAGAUGUUUUCUCGAAAAAAUGUAUAAAAUAUUGUGUUUCAGGUAACUGGAGGUAGAUUAUUGUUCACUGGAUUGAAAGAGGAAGAUGCUGGAGUUUACAAAUGUAUCGCAAAGACAAAAGCCGGACCACUUCAAACACGAACAGUUCUCAAUAUCGGAUCCGGAAAACGCAAGCGAAAACAUUUGGGAGCUAGAAGAGGAGGGCGUCGCCUUAUGCGACACCGUCGACGAAAUGCGUCGCAACUUUCAGCGCGGCCGCAACAACGAAAAAUUCGCAAACUAAUCGGAUCGUGGUUUUGAUUGAAUCUAACCUAGUUUUUUUUUUGAAUUUUGAAUUGAUAAUUAUUGUGUGAUUUUUAUAUAACUUUCCCCGUUCCAGAAAAAAUAGAAAGAAAAGAAAAAAAGAAAACUGCCAGUUUUUUGCGUGUUUUUGUGUCUAUUGUUCUCAUAUUUUUACCGUUUUUAUUGAAUUUUUGUGGUGCUCUUAUUUCCUUUUUACAAAAAAAAACAUCCCAACGUUCCUUCAUUCAGUAGCUCAUUUAUAUUCCAAUCGUGUCUUUUCGAGUGUGUGUUUUCCUGCCUUUAUCAUAUAAAUAUGUACCGAUGAAUGAAUAAAAUUAUAAAAUAAAUUUUAGAUGAUGUGAGAUGCAUGGAUUGUUGUUUUUUGUUGUUUUCAUUAACAUAAUUUUUCGAUUCAAAAUUGCGCGCCAAUCUCUUCUAUAAUCCCAAUAUUUUUUUUAGUUAAUUUCAAGCUUGACGCAUUCUAUCGCUUAAAUUUUCAGCAUUGGAAAAUGUACCGCUCCCAGUUGUUUACACUGUUGGAGAUGAGGUAAGAACUUAAGACAUCUUGUUACAAGAAAAUUCGGCAAACAAUUCUAGGCUUAUUUACAAUGUCUUGGAUCUACUGAAACUAACCCAAAUCAAACUGCAACAUGGACAAAAGCAGAUGGAGAAAUUCCAGCAACAGCGAGAAUUGAACAAGGAGUUCUUAUUGUUCCGAUUGUUAACAGAGGUGAUGAGGGAAAGUGAGUUUUUUUAAUUUACAUAUGUGGAACAAAUUCUCUCACAAUUGUUGAAUAUUUAGGUAUAUUUGCACAAUAGAAACUAAUGUUGAUAAAUCAGCCGAAGUUUCACAAAUCGAUUUGCAAGUUGAUGAUUAUAUUCCUGAAAUUCAUGGCGAACCUAUUGAAUUGCCACCCUUGACAGAUAGUGAAAUUAGUAACUUCAACAUAAGAAUAAUUUUCAAUGCUUCUGACCCGAAGGGAGUUAUAUUUGGAACUCAAAGAAUCAAAUCUGGCGAUCUUCUAGAUGAUACUAAUGAGAAAAUAAUUUUUCAUGAAGCGAGAUUGGAAACUGAUGGAACUGUGAGAUAUGAAUUCGAAACUCCAGCCGGAAAAGAAGUUAUUGUUACAAGCAACAAGUUUAUUCCAAAUGAAUGGAAUGUUAUUGAAGUGAAAAAUGAUGGAUCAAGUGUGAAAGUAUUGUUGAAUGAUGAAACUACUAUAAAACAACAUAGUUAUCCAUUACCAAGUUUGCGAACUGGAGUAAAUCAACCACUUUAUAUUGGAGGUAAACUCGAUGGAUAUGAUGAACAAGAUAAUUUUGAUGGAGUUAUUAGUCAAGUCGUAUUAAAUGGUCAAAAUUUGCAUCUUGGAGUUGCUAGAGUUCCAGAAACUACUGUUAAAUUUGAUGUGUGUUUGAGUAAUCAGCCAUGCUUGAAUAAUGGAAAAUGUCGAAAUACAAAUAAUAAUCACGGAUUUGUUUGUGAAUGCGAAGAGAAAUUCUUCGGAGAUGUUUGUCAAUUCAGAACUAAUCGAUGCCACGAUGAAUUUUGUAAUACUGGAAUUUGUCUGGAUAAUGAAGAUACUUGGCAAUGUGUUUGUCCAAUUGGAACUACAGGAUUAAGAUGUGAAGAAACGUUAGAGGUUCAAAAACCCAUUGGAUUCUCGCAGGAAACUUCGUUUAUUGUUGUGAAAAAACCAGUAAAUCUCGAAAAAGUAAGUUAAAAUUCAAAAAAAAACAAUAAGUGAAUAUUGUAUUAUUUUAGAUUCGUUUGAAAGUCAAGCCAAACAAUGAUAACGAUGAACAUCUUCUAGUUUAUUUUGGAAACAAAUACGGUCCAAGAAGCAAUGAAUAUGUUUCACUUUCAUUAGUCGCCAAUCAGGUUGUUUUAACUGUCAAACAACCCGAUCAACAUGAAGUUACACGAAUUGAAACUGAACCGUUAGAGCCAGGAAAAAUGUUUGACGUUUCGCUGACUCAUAAUGAAAAUAUUCUAACUAUGGAGGUCAAUGGGGAAAUUGUAGAAAAGGUAUAAAAUUCGAGUAAUAAUUUCUAGGUUAAUGGUAUUUUAAUUGCAGCUUGAGACAAGUCAUAAAAUGAAUCCGGAAACUGGAAUAUUUGUUGGAGGAUUGCCACCAGGUUUAACAGCUCCACCAAAUGUUGUUGAAAAAUCAUUGAGUGGUUGUGUUUAUGAGAUUUAUGUAAAUGCCAAAACCGUGGAGUUGGAAGAUUUAUCAUCAUCAGGAGAUAUCACAAAUUGUGAUGAAAGUCAAUGGGAACCAGAAGAGACUACAACUACUACAACAACAACCGAAGAACCAAUUGAAACAACUGAAGAAGUUACAACAACUACUGAAGAAUCAUACAAUAUUUAUGAAACAUCUAGAGAUUCUGAACCUGUCACUAUUAUUCCACCAACUACAAAUACUCCACCACCACCAACUGCUGUGAUUCUCCCUACAGAUAGUUUUGAAGAAGAAGAGGAAGAAAUCACAACUGAAUCACCAUAUUAUGAUAGCGCAACACCGAUUGAAGGAACUUUGGAAACCAUUGAAAAUGGUAACAAAACGUUCCGAAAUGAUUUAUGCCCACCGGGAGCAUGUGGAAAUGAAGGAAUUUGUAUUCAGCAAAAUGAAACUCAUUAUGAAUGCCAAUGUAAAAUUUAUUAUGAUGGUCCGACUUGUAAUGUUUGUGAGUUUCAUUUUUCAUUUAAAGAAUUAAUUUAAAAUUAGCUGAUUUUUGCAGUUAGACCAAUCGAGCAUGCUGCUAGAUUUGAUGGAAACGCAUUCCUCGAGUUUCCUAACGAUGAUUUUCCACAUUUAACUUCUGAGAAAGACGAAGUUCUAUCUUUCAAAAUGAAAACAAGAUCUCCGAAUGGUUUGAUUAUCUGGCAAGGUCAACAUCCAUCAGUAACACAGAUGGAGGAUUAUUUGUCAGUUGGAAUUGUAAAUGGAUAUCUGCAUUAUUCGUGAGUUUCAAUUUCUCUAUGUCUAAUUGUAUGAAAAAUAAGUAUACAUUCUAGAUAUGAACUUGGUGGCGGUGCAGCUCAUAUGAUUUCAAGAGAACGUGUUGAUGAUGGAAAAAUUCAUCAUAUUCGAAUUGAAAGAAGAGGUCAGAGAGGAUUAUUGAAAGUUGAUAAUUAUGAAGAUGUUCCUGGAAGAAGUACUGGAAUUCUUGCGAUGCUCAAUGUUGAUGGAAAUAUUUUCAUAGGAGGCGUGCCUGAUAUUCAAAAAUCAACUGGAGGAAUUUUCAAUCGGAACUUUGUUGGAUGUAUCGCUGAUGUUGAUUUUAAUGGAAUAUUAGUUGAUCUAAUGGAAAGUGCAAUCGAUGGAAAAAAUGUGAAACCAUGUGAAGAAUGGGUUCAUCGAAAAAGAUGGCUUUAUAGAAGACGAUUCUUGUAA